Molecule: messenger RNA, 2206 nt
Organism: Cicer arietinum (chickpea)
Lineage: Eukaryota; Viridiplantae; Streptophyta; Magnoliopsida; Fabales; Fabaceae
Source: RefSeq, a predicted model, not a curated record
AUCAAUUUUUCCAUUUCAAUCGUUUUCACUGUCUGAGAUAACAAGAUCUCAAACCAAAUUAUCUCUAUUCACAACUCAGAUGCACAAAUAAUAAUUAUACACUCAUUUUUCGAUCCAAAUCCUCUUUAUGUCUUGUUUAGCACUUUCUUUGCAACCUUCCAAUGGAUCUGAUAUUCUUCUUCAAACCCGCGAGUGGUUCCCACCCUCACGCGCCCUCGGUGCCCUCUCCGCUUUUCGACAUACGCGACGCGCCUUCGCCGCCAACAAAAACAAAAACAACGUUCCCGACGACGCCUACGCCGCCGAAUCCAUCGGCGAUGAUCCCCUCGCCGCUUCCAGCGGCCAAGUCAUCGUCGGUGUCGAAAGCCGCUACCGUAUCGUUUACCGUUUAGUCAACGGAAUCUACGUUCUUGGAAUAACCGUCGCCGAUCACGACAAUUCUGUCAACGUCUUUGAAUGCAUCCACAUCGUAAACCAAGCUGUCAGUGUCGUCGUCACCGCCUGCCGCGGCGUCGAUGUCACGCCAGAGAAGCUCGGCCGGAAAUACGCCGAGAUCUACAUGGCACUCGACAUUGUCCUCCGUGGUGUUAGCAAUAUCCGCCUCGCCGCAAUGCUCGCCUCCCUGCACGGCGACAGCAUCGCGAAAAUGGUGCAUUCCGCCAUCGAUACCGAGAACAAGAUCCGUGGCGCUGAUAAUUGGUCUUCGGUGGAAGUGCAUUCCAUCGAACACCAAGCGAGCAUUGAUGCCUUUGCUAAUGCCAGAUUUGAAUUGCCACAGGAGACUCUCGAAGCCGGCGACGAAGUUGUGGCUGGCCUGGCCGCUCCGGUGGCAGGUGAACAGAAUGAAGAGAUUCAACAAAAGCAAAAACAGGAAGAGAAUGAAGUUGAAAAGGAUCCAUUUGCAGCUAGUGAUGCCAUUAACAAACCUCAAGAGCUUGUGAGUGGGUUUAAGAAAACUAAAGAUGGUUCUUCCACUGAUUUAACUACAGCUUUGGAAGGUCUUGAUGUUACUACAUUGCCACCACCAGAGGCCACACAAUCAACUCAUAUAAACGUGGAAGGUUUUGAAGGGAACUAUGGUGGAGUUGAAUUUGGAAUGGAACAAGCUUCAAUUGGUGAAGCUUUUGAAGGUUUCAAUGAUGCUUGGGGUGGUGGACUUGAUGUUUCAGAGUUUGUGGGUACAACCAAGGCUCCAAAACCACAAGGUCUUGGUGGUGUUGAGCUCUUGCAGACAGGACCAGAUGUUGCACCUAAAGCAACAACACCUGGUGAGGGUGAUGCACUUGAGAAUUUGGUGAAGAAAACUGAGAUGAAGGGUCCUGAGAUGUAUAUCUCAGAAGAGAUUAGUGCAGAGUUUAGGGAAUCAUUGCUUGCAAGGGUUGGAUUAAUGGGUGUUGUUUACCUUAGAACUUUGCCGCCUAAAAGUUCCGGUGGGGAUAAAGAAACCGAAUUCUCAUUCCGUGUUGAGGGAACCAGUGCUGUAAAAAGAUUUGCUCUGCAGACCUCUCGUGUUAGUAGCCUUGAGAAUGGGUUGUUUCAUGUGAGGACUGCAGCGUCAGAGGAGCCUAUACCGAUUAUGAAGUUUAGUUUGCUUCCAAAGUUGACACCUUUGCCUUUGAGAGUUCGACUUAUAAAACGACACACGGGGAGUUUCAUUUCUGUGAUGAUACAAUAUGUUUCAAACCCUGAUUUGCUUGCUCCAUUGAGUGAUGUUACAUUUGUUCUUAAACUACCUGUUGACCCAACACUCUUGAAGGUUUCUCCUAAAGCUAUUUUGAAUAGGGUUGAUAAAGAAAUUAAAUGGCAUGUGCCUGAGGUUCCAUUAAAGGGUUCUCCUGGAAGAUUGAGAGUAAGGAUGCCUGUAGAUUCUAACGAAGACGAUGAAGAAAUUGAGGUAGUUGGUUAUGUUAAAUUUUCUGUACAAACAACUCAGUCUUUAUCUGGAGUUUCUCUACGGCCUGCUUCGGAGGGAAAGACAGACUUCUAUGAGGUUAGUCACAAACUUGAGAGUGGGGUUUACAUGUGUAACUGAUUUGUAAUCAUAGAUUAUAUUAGGAAAUGUACUUUUUUUCAGUUUGUUUUCAUGAAAUUGUAUGGUUUGGUUGUGUUUAUAACAUUCUUGGAUAUUGAGCAUCUACCUUGAAAAUCUUUGUUUCUAUGUUUCGGCUAUAAAUUUUCAUCAAUGGAUUGUAUUUGUUUUGCACAA